Molecule: messenger RNA, 5333 nt
Organism: Monomorium pharaonis (pharaoh ant)
Lineage: Eukaryota; Metazoa; Arthropoda; Insecta; Hymenoptera; Formicidae
Exons: 8
Coding region: 2878-4827 (649 amino acids)
Biological process (GO): SCF-dependent proteasomal ubiquitin-dependent protein catabolic process
Cellular component (GO): SCF ubiquitin ligase complex
Molecular function (GO): protein binding
Source: RefSeq, a predicted model, not a curated record
UUUAAAUGGAGAGAAUUGAGGGUCAAACGUAUGUUACACCUAUACGCAUGGCGUGUUAAUGAUAGCUGGUUUAUUGUAUAGUAGAAGACAGCUCGUCGUGCAUUUCUCUACUAAUAAGAAUGAGACAAUUUGGCUGUCUUUGACAUAAACAGAGAUUUUAACAAAUAAUCCCUGAGAAUAAAAGGGCUAUAAAAAUUAUUUUUCUAAAUUGUUUCCAAAAAAUUGAUUAAUUUAUUGACGUCAGAAAUAACAUCAAAAUCAAUCUUUUAAUGGCAGCUGUAAUACGUUUAUUAUCUGAGAUCUAUGUAUGGCAUGAAUUAUGUCGUGAUUGGUUUAUUAAUCAUUUAUAUUGUUUAAUUGACUUAAAAUAUUUGUGAGCGCUGUUUUUUUAUUACAAUUUUAAAAUUAAUUAUUUAUUGUUAAUAUUUAUUAUAUGUAGUAUUUUAAUUAGACUAAUCACGAUUAAAAGCUUGCAUCAUUAUUAUACAAUAAAAUUAUUAUUAGAUUUUUUAUUAUGAUUUUACUUUUUGGAAUAUUAUAACUGAAAGUGAGUUUGACAGCUAACGUCAAAUUUUGGAUAAGCGUAAAGAGCCAUCUACAAUAGAGUGUUUUAGCUGUAACAGCGUUAAAUCUACAGCCAUGUUGUCUACAAUACAGACGACGUAGCAGUUACAUAAAAGCCGCGCAGCUAUUAUAGAGAGGCCACCAUCAAAAACUAACCCUGAAUGCCUGAACGCUCAUCGUAAGCACGCACUGAAUAGGCUCAAUGUCUGCUGUAGGCAUAAGCAGUAAAGCAGUACAAAAUGAAAACAUUUUCUACGACCACUGCUACGGCCUACGACUCUCCAUUGUAGAUGGCCCUUAACAGCACCGCGACAUUAACGCGUCGACAGUUUGCGUCACACGGCACGUUUCCUUUAAGUAUACUGGUGUGGCAUCGCUAUACUGUCGCGUGAUAUUUGAAUAAAUAUCUUAUUAAAUAUAAUUAAUACAAAUUAGUUUGUUGUAUUACGAGUGCGAUAGGUCAGCUAUUUCCUACGAGUUCGGUGAGCAGACGCACGAGACGAAGGUGAACGAGUCAUAGCAUAGUCAUAAUAUUCAAAAUACAUAAAAAUAGCAAAUUUAUGAAACUGUAAUUACAAAUUUCUCAAAAUUACAGCGUGAUGAUCAAAGUAAUUUUGGGGAAUUGGAUUCGUAUUUACCAUUUAAGAACCUAUAUACUGGAAAUAAUUCUCAUUUUGUUGGUACAAUAAAACACAUUUUUUGUCGAACCGUAUAAUCAAAUGUACUGAUGACAUCAGUUUUUCAAUCGUAUGUUUUAUUCAUAUGGUCAUUUAAAAAUCAAAAAUUAGUUUUAAAAUAUGUGUUGUAUAUGUAAAAACUUAAAGACUAAAUAUAGACCUAUUUUGAUCAUUUAAAAAUUAAAAAAAAAUAGAUGUAGGUAGAGUGUUCGUUUUUAUUGCAAUUUAACGUUAAUUUGUUAAUAAUUUAAUUACAUAAAAUAUAUUAAAAAAUAUCUACACAAUAACAUUGAAAUAAUACAGAACUUUAAGAUUAUGAAGAGUUACGGAAUAACUAUAUUAAUUUAUUUUCAACAUUUACAUCUAUCUUUUGGACAAUUUUUUAAAUGAAUAAAGUAAGGCCAAAUUUGGUCUGAUUAGUACUUAAAAUGGACAUUUUUUAGAUGUCCAAAAAGAUAACACAAAAUGUCUUUAAAGUAUUCUAGGGAUGUGUAAGUUCAUCUGAUUUGGACGUUUUAAGUACAUACAGAACGUCCACUAUAUACAUUUUUAACGUCUGUGUGCUGUUUUAGUAAUACAACAAUUUUAGCAAAACUGUCGUCGUAGCAGUAGAAGAAAUAUUCAUGUGUUCAAAAUUCUCGCCGUAGCAAAUUGGACGUUGUCGACAGUACUAAAAUUCUUACAAAUGAGUUUUGAUUUUAGUGAAGAAAAAUAAAGUUGAGUAAACAUUUCGGUUACGGCCAAAAAUAACAGAUUAUGGCCAACUAUUAUAAACGGGUUUCCUAUCUUCCAACUUACAGCACCGGCCUAAGUUAACGAUUACAACUAUUAAAAACCAAUCCUUAAUUUUAGGUCGCCUCUCUAUGAUAGCUGGCUGGUAUGUUACUGCUACUACAUCGUCUAUACUGUAUUGUAGACAGCAUGGCUUUAGAUUUAGCCCGAAGGCAGAGAACGAGACGUAGGUGUCGUUGUAGAGUAAGGCAGAAAAAAACACAAGUUGUAAUAUACUACUAUUCUAGAGUCUAGAAUAGUAUACUACUGCCCGAUUUCUUUACUUCCCGAUAAAGUUAUCCGGAGGAUAAAUCUCAAGUUUAACCAAUCACGAACAUGGAUCUGGUAGUUUAUCUCCUGGAUAAUUUUCACCGCAAGAUAACUGGACAUGAAGAAAUCGGGCAUACGACAUGUACGACUUACGUUUUUCUCUGCCUUCCCCUACGACUACGACUGCGACACCUACGUCUCAUUCUCUGCCUUCGGCCUAAUAGUGUUGUUACGACUAAAACACUCCAUUGUAGAUGGCCCUUUGACCGGUCAUUCCAUUGGAAUUGACCAAUCGUAUUUGUCGUUAAGCAAAAUUAACAAAUGCGAUUGGUCAAUUCCAAUGGAAUAACCGAUCGGUUAAGGUAAUCGGAGUUGGUGAAAUCGGGUUUAAAUGAGUUUCUUUCCUUUUUUUUCCCCCGUUAAAGAGAAAUGGAGAAAGCACCAUCUGCGUGGGGAUAGACUAAUAUAAUUCAUUCGGGGUUGGACUAUCGAGUAUUGAAUCAUUUGCUCGAUCUUUUCCGAGUCAACCACCGCUGAUGUCGAGUUGUAAAAGCGAGUCCUGGUCGUCCGAGAAUAAACAAAAAAAUCUAAACAAAUGGCGAGUAUCCCAGAGAGGAACAAGAGCGAGCAUCGAGAAAAUUCCAUGUCGAAUGAGAAUAUGAAAGAUUGCCCAUAUUAUAAUGGUUUCUAUGACAAAAAAAGAUCCAUUCGAUGUACAGAUGUUGAGGGAAAUGAGACAACUGUCGAGUUUAUUUAUCAAUUUGUAAAGAAAAGCUACAGCUAUCAAAAUGACUCCAUUGAUUAUUGUAGUGAAUUUUAUACUAACAUAAUUGGGCCACCUGAAGGACAUUUAUGUUAUGAAUAUAUAAGAAAGACAUUUGACGCUCACCUGAUACUGUCUUUAUCAUGUAUAGAAUACUACUCAGAUGAUGAAUAUCAUGAUUUUAGUAUCAUGGAUCCUACAAUAAUCGAUAAAAUUUCUAUUAAUAUUGAGUAUCAUGUUGCUGUAUAUCCAAUCAGAAUUACUAUAUUUGAUACAGCAUAUAAAUUGGACACAAUUCAAAUUUGGGCUCAAGAUCCUGACAAUCAGUGGUUCCUGUUGGGGUAUCAUUCGCUGUCAAGAGAGAGGUUUUGGCCCGGAAAAAUUUUACAUUCUAUAACUCUACAUCCGUGCAAUUUUAAAACCAAAUUGCUCAGACUGGUAUUUAAUCAUAGAUUGAAAGAACACAAGCUAGAUGCUAUAAUGCUUAUCGGAACAUCAGAAUUGAUUCUUUCUAAAAACUCUGAAGAAAAUUCGCAAUUCUUAUCAAAAGGUAGUCCACGAGGCUGGAAAAUCACAGAAUAUAAUUUCAACUCUAUGCGCCAUACACAUCCCACCGAUAUGCUUACAUUGAUUCACCGGGAUAUACAAUACCUCAUAGAGAAUUUUCAUGAAUAUGGAACUAUCUGUAAAAGUAUUUGCAGAAAUAUAGUACAGAGUUUUCAUAAGGAUCAGCUUGGACAUAAACAAAUAUCUUAUAAUGCCUUCCUAGGUUAUAUACAAAUUCAUAAACAAAGCUUAACAGUCAAAGAUUACUCGAAUUAUAAUAAAUUUAUUGAAGAUCUUAAAUUUUUAUGGGAUAAAUCAAAGAAAUCAUAUGACAGUUUCUCGAAGCUUCCGGAUGAAACAAUUUUAAAUAUAUUAAAAGAUUUAGACUUGAGGUCGUUAUGCCGCGUAGGUAGAGUAAAUAAACGGUUGAAUAAUUUAACACGAGAUCCUUUUCUAUAUACCAGCUUGAACAUGCGGAAUAUACACUUUACAUAUUGGCGCACCAAUCUUUGGCAUAAAUUUCAUUACUUUGCGCGCAGAUGUACAUAUUUAAAAGAGUUAGAUCUGUCAUAUUGUGACAUUCCUGUUGUGAAAUUUAAUGUGUUUAUUCAUACUUGCGGCAAGCGUUUAACGCAUCUAAAUUUAAGUCGUUGCCGAUGUGUUAACAACUCUGUCUUACGUCAAAUUUCAAAGACUUGUCCAAAUUUAAAAGAAUUGAAUUUAAGUUGUUGUCGUUUCGUAAAUGAUAAAGGAUUUUCUUAUCUUGAAAAUCUAAAGUAUUUGGAGUGUUUAAAUCUUCAGACUGUAGAAAAAAUGCAAACUAAAACUCUUUGCAAAAUACUGCAAAGAAAUCAACAGCUACGUGACUUAAAUUUAGCAAACACAAAUUUAAACAUAGACGAGGUCGUAGUGGAAUUAAAAAAUUCAUGUCCAAAUUUGGAAACAAUAAAUUUACAACGGACAAAAAUUACAUCAAAAAGUAUUUAUGCCCUGGCUGAUUGCAAGAAUCUACAAGAAAUAUAUUUUGGUUGGCUCUAUGACAGCAUAAAAAACGAAAAUUGGGAAGAUCUAAAGAAGAGCUUUCAUAGAUUGUUUUCUUCUCUACGUUUAGAAAAACUCGACAUAACCGAUUUCAGUGUCUAUCUAUUUACUUUGAAUAGCUUAAUGCUGUGCAAAAACAUAAAAAGUUUAACCUUUAACGGAGAUACUAAAAAAUUUGACUCCAACAUCUUUUAAAAUGGAGAGAAUUGAUGGUAAUAUGUAUAUUAUACCUAUUCGUAUGGCGUGUUAAUGAUAGCUGGUUUAUUGUAUAGCAGACAACAACUCAUCGUGCAUUUCUCUACUAAUAAGAAUAAAAAAAUUUGGCUGUCUCGGACAUAAACAGAGAUUUUAAUAAAUAAUCCUUGAUAAUAAAAGGACUAUAAAAAUUAUUUUUCUGAAUCGUUUCCAAAAAAUUGAUUAAUUUAUUAACGUCAGAAAUAACAUCAAAAUCAAUCUUUUAAUAGCAGUUGUAAUAUGUUUAUAUUCUGAGAUAGUCCUAUGUAUGGCGUGAAUUAUAUCGUAAUUGGUUUAUUAAUCAUUUAUAUUGUUUAAUUGACUUAAAAUAUUUUUGAGCGCUGUUUCUCGAUUACGUCUUUAUUUAUUUAUUGUUAAUAUUUAUUAUAUGUAGUAUUUUAAUUAGACUAAUCACAAAUCAAAGCUUGCAUCAUUAUUAUACAAUAAAAUUAUUAUUAGAUUUUUUA